This is a messenger RNA of Drosophila ananassae, 1816 nucleotides long. Its product is annotated as bicaudal D-related protein homolog. Lineage: Eukaryota; Metazoa; Arthropoda; Insecta; Diptera; Drosophilidae. The record is from RefSeq and is a predicted model, not a curated record. The transcript has 5 exons. Bases 103 to 1725 code for a protein of 540 amino acids.
CCUCAGGGGAACAGGUGUAGUGCGAGAAAGUUGAAACUGUAACAAGCAGAGUGGAGUGGUGCAGAGCGGAGUGGUGUGGUGUGGAGCGUAGCGGUGCAGUCCAUGAGUCACCUGCUUCGUAAGAUGCAGGAGUGCGGCAGGAACUACUGCAGUUUGAUGGCAGCAGAACCAAUGACCACAGACCAGCCAACAGGAGUGGGCUUGGAGCCCCAGGGUCCGCGGCACAUCUGCCGCGCGGACGAUGGAGAUGCGGACUCACUUUCCUCCCUCUCGGACCACCUGACGGUCUGGGUCGACGGCGAGGAGCACUGGAUAUCCGGCGUGGACGAGAAUACCACCUGCGCAGAUCUUGUUUGGGCUCUGCUCAACUACCAGAAUAAUCCGCAGAGCCUGAGGAACCCGACAUGGAACCAGGAGUACGCCAUUGUGCAGAAACUGCACCACUACGAAGAGUACCUGGACGGGGGUGCCCGACUCGCCGAUGUUAUCUCGAAGCAGCACGCUCCACUAGCCGACAAAUGCCAGCUUCAGCUACGCCAUCUGGGACCUGCUUCGACGGGCAAGCACCCUGCGACCACCGACAAGGACAGUGGAAUGGGCAGUCCAGUGGAGAGCUCGCGCAGCAUUCGCUUCCGGCGCAGGGGAAGGCACAAGACGCUUCCGCCGGCCAGAGUUAGCCAGCUUUUGGAAGGGGAGCAGUGGGGGGAGUUUGGGAUGAGGGACCACCCAAAGCAACCAAAGAGGAGCCGGAAACUACAAGUGCGGAACGGCCCACUGGCGCCGAACGAGACUCUGCUGACGACAAUAUUGGCUCAGGACGAGACUAUCCUCCAGCAGAUGUCCAUGUUGCACGAAAAGGAUCGACAGAUUCGGAAAAUCGAAGAGGAGAAGCAUCUAGUGCGGGAAAGAGAGAUGGGCAAAAACUACCUCCUGGAAACAUACCUGAGGGACUUGGAAGAUCCGGAGGAAAACGGCCCCCAAGUACAAGAUCUCGAAGAGGGCGUGAUGAGAUUACAUCAAGAUCGUAACCAUGAAAUAGCUGAAGAAUCCGCCUGUAAGGACGACGGUUCUGUAACGGACGAAAUGCGCCUAUUCUGGCUCGAGAAGAUCCACGCAGUAAACAAGCAGCUGCAGCGAGAAGAAGAGCGGCUCCUGAGCCUGCACGCCAAAGUCCGGAGGCACCACGUGAAGCGGGCGUACCAAUCGAAGAGCGAGGUCCUCCAGCACAUCGAUAGACUCGACUCGGAGCUGGCGGCGCAGGUGGCGGAUAUCCUUCAGGUGGAGCGGAAGCUCUUUACGGCCAACGAGCAGCUGAAGGCCAAGCUGGGCGUCCUCGAGUGUUUAGGCCGCGAAUUCGAAACAACGGUGGCCCGCAACGACCAAGAGCCGUCGCCCGUCACAGCCUCUGAAGAGAGGUCGACCAAGUCGAUUGAACCUCGCUCGCAGCACAAAGAAACCAAAAACGAUCUCCGUGUCUCAGCCGUGGGGCAGCCAGUAUUAGAAGACCACCUUCUCAUCCCCAGCCACAUCCAAUGUCUGACCCAGUCUGAGUUGACGGACAAGAACCUGAAGGACCGCCAUGUGCCCGAUAAGGGCUUGUCCAAGCAACUGUUCAUGGAGGAGCCUUCUACCUCAACCAACAGGCCGAACAGGCCCGAAAAGUGUUGCGCUCCAGCUCUUUACUCCGCCGGAUCGGACAUACAACACCUGGGCACCCUCGUCUAGAGAUCCUCCUAGAAUAUCGUUUCACAGAUUUACAGUUUUUGUACCAAAUUAUCACCUAACCAAAUACAGAUUUGAUUCAUUGUUUAUGUUA